Molecule: messenger RNA, 5499 nt
Organism: Dunckerocampus dactyliophorus (ringed pipefish)
Lineage: Eukaryota; Metazoa; Chordata; Actinopteri; Syngnathiformes; Syngnathidae
Gene: pde6b
Product: phosphodiesterase 6B, cGMP-specific, rod, beta
Exons: 23
Coding region: 203-2761 (852 amino acids)
Biological process (GO): signal transduction; retina development in camera-type eye
Cellular component (GO): photoreceptor outer segment membrane
Molecular function (GO): 3',5'-cyclic-nucleotide phosphodiesterase activity; protein binding
Source: RefSeq, a predicted model, not a curated record
UUACCUUCAGCACUCGCUGCUUGAGAACAGAAGGAUUGUCUGCCUUCUCCUCGGGGACUCUCGUCUGACUCACAUUAUUCGGAGGCCUCCACCGCAUUAGUUCUGCAUUGGCCUUGUUUUGGGUUGUAAUAUUUUGGAGGUACGACGCAGAGUCAAGCGGAGUCAAGGCCAUCAUUUGCGUGAAGAGGAGACAAAGGGAAGCAUGGGAGUGCAAAAGGAGGAUGUGGAAAUGUUCCUCAAAGGGAAUCCGGCAUUUGCCAAAGAGUACUUUGCCAGGAAGAUGGACCAAAGCUCCAUAUCCAAGGUGUCGGCACUCCCGGAGAAGCAGGUGGACUUCAGCCAGUUUCAGGAGCUCAGCCAGGUGGAGGAGAGCCGAAUCAUGUAUGACCUCAUCACAGACAUGCAGGAGAACAUCAACAUGGAAAAAGUGGUCUUCAAGAUCCUCAAAAGAAUAAGCGCCCUCAUCCACGCCGACCGCUGCAGCUUGUUCAUGUACCGGCAGAGGAACGGCGUCGGCGAGCUGGCCACCAGGCUCUUCAACGUGCAGACCCAGUCUGAGCUGGACGACUGCGUGGUGCCGCCCGAUUCUGAGAUCGUCUACCCGCUGGACAUAGGGAUAGUGGGCCACGUAGCCCAGACCAAGAAAACUGUUAAUGUAAAGGAUGUUAAAGAGAACCAGUACUUCAGCUCCUUCGUGGACAGCCUGACCGAGUACGAGACCAGGAACGUCCUGGCCACGCCCAUCCUCAACGGCAAAGACCUGGUGGCCGUCAUCUUGGCGCUCAACAAGACCACGGGCCCGCAUUUCACAAGCGAGGACGAGGAUCUCUUUUUAAAGUACCUGAAAAUCGCCACCUUGAACCUGAAGAUCUACCACCUGAGUUACCUGCACAACUGCGAGACACGUAAAGGACAGUUGCUGCUGUGGUCAGCCAACAAAGUCUUCGAGGAGCUGACCGACAUCGAGCGGCAGUUCCACAAGGCCUUGUACACCGUGCGCGCCUACCUCAACUGUGACCGCUACUCUGUGGGUUUACUCGACAUGACAAAGGAGAAGGAGUUCUUUGAUGUGUGGCCAGUGUUGAUGGGCGAGCAGCCACCUUACGCUGGGCCGGUAACGCCCGAUGGAAGGGAAGUGAACUUUUACAAAGUGAUUGAUUAUAUAUUACAUGGGAAGGAGGAGAUCAAAGUCAUACCCAAUCCACCUGCAGAUCACUGGGCCUUGAGCAGCGGCCUACCUACCUACGUCGCUGAGAGCGGCUUUAUUUGCAACAUCAUGAACGCAGGAGCAGACGAGACCUUCGGGUUUCAGACUGAGCCCCUGGACAGCAGCGGAUGGACCAUAAAGAACGUUCUCUCCCUGCCGAUUGUCAACAAAAAGGAAGAAAUAGUGGGUGUGGCCACCUUCUACAACAGAAAAGAUGGAAAGCCUUUCGACGACCAAGACGAGCAGCUCAUGGAGGCUUUGACCCAGUUCCUGGGCUGGUCGGCUUUGAACACCGACACGUACGACAAGAUGAACAAGCUGGAGAACCGCAAAGACAUCGCCCAGGACAUGGUGCUGUACCACGUUAAAUGCCGCAAUGACGAAAUUCAAAACAUCCUGAACACCAAAGAGGUGUACGACUGUGAACCAUGCGAGUGCGAAGAAGAGGAGCUGCUAGACAUCUUGAAAAAAGACCUGCCGCCUCUGAUAAAGAAAUUUGAGAUCUACCAGUUCCGCUUUUCGGAUUUCAACUGCACAGAGAUGGAGCUGGUCAAGUGCGGCAUACAGAUGUACUACGAAGUCGGGGUGGUCAAGAAGUUCCAAAUCCCUCAGGAGGUGCUGGUCCGCUUCAUGUACUCGGUCAGCAAAGGCUACAGAAGAAUCACGUAUCACAACUGGCGCCACGGCUUCAACGUGGGACAGACCAUGUUCACCCUCUUGACGACGGGGAUGCUGAAGAGGUACUACACAGAUUUGGAGGUCAUGGCCAUGAUCACUGCUGGCUUCCUCCACGACAUCGACCACAGAGGAACCAACAACUUGUACCAGGUCAAGUCAGGCAACCCUCUGGCUAAGCUACACGGCUCCUCCAUCUUGGAGCGCCACCAUCUGGAGUUCGGGAAGUUCCUCUUGUCUGACGAGUCGCUGAACAUCUACCAGAACCUGAACAGGCGACAGGUGGAGCACGUGAUUCACCUGACGGAUAUCGCCAUCAUCGCCACUGACCUCGCUCUUUAUUUCAAGAAAAGGACAAUGUUCCAGAAGAUCGUGGACCUGUCGCACACAUACGAGGAUGAGAAGAAGUGGGUGGACUUCCUGUCUCUGGAAACCACUAGGAAAGAGAUUGUCAUGGCCAUGAUGAUGACGGCGUGUGACUUGUCUGCUAUCACCAAGCCUUGGGAGGUGCAGAGCAAGGUCGCCUUAUCGGUGGCAGCAGAAUUUUGGGAGCAAGGCGACCUGGAGAGGACCGUAUUGGAACAACAACCCAUUCCCAUGAUGGACAGGACUAAAGCGGUGGAGCUUCCCAAACUCCAAUGUGGUUUCAUCGACUUUGUCUGUACGUUUGUCUACAAGGAGUUCUCGCGCUUCCACCCGCAAAUCCAACCCAUGCUGGACGGGAUCCUCAACAACAGGAAGGAGUGGAACGCCAAGAAAGAAGAGUACGAGGCCAAACUCAAAGCCAUCGAGGACGAGAAGGCGGCAAGGCAGGCGGCCGCUGCCAGCAAAGCGGAUAACAGCGGCGGCGGGGGCUCCAAGACAUGCUCGCUGUGCUGAACGGUGAAAUCGGAUGAGCAAGGAUCAGAAUUUGAGACAGUCAGGAAGGUCUGGUCAGGUUUCUUCUGGUGCUCUGCAUAAAGGAGGUAUCUUUGAUUUAGUCUUAUAUACUUGGACUGAGUGUAUUUCUGUAAAAUGCUUUUAUAUAUACACAACAUGUAAAUACACCAUUGUCAUCAUGUACUUGUAGUAGUAUAAAAAAAAUACUGUAUUAAUUUAUUUUAGGCUUGGCAGAAACAUUUCGAUCAACUCCUUCCAGUCACACAUUUUACACACGACUUUGUUUACCUCAUUACAACAAAGUUAAAGGUAGACUUUUGUACCAUACACUUGCUUUUUCAUAACCACUGAUCUACAUAAGUCGUUAGCUGCUUAUUCAUGAUGCCUUUAUACUGUAUAUACUGUAUGUGUGACAGUACACUACAUUGUACCAUCUAUUGGACAUCCACAUUUACAAAUGCCGCUGCUGCUGCAAAAAAAGAUCUAAUUUAUUGUCCUAUACCGUCGUCCCUUGUUCCACCGCGGUUCGAACAUCGCUCUCUCACUCUGUCACGAUUUUAAAAAAAUAAAUUAAUAAAUGUUUGCUGUUUCGUGGUUGACUACAGUACAAAAAAUGCAUAUUUAAAGGGUCCAUGACAUGAUUAAUAGGCAGGGGUCGGCAACCUUUUUGGCAAAGAGAGCCAUGAAAACCACAUAUUUUAAAAUAUAUUUCGGUGAGAGCCAUAUCGUAUUUUUUUUAAAACACUGAAUACAACUAAAAGCAUGAAUUUUUAAGCAAGACCAACAUUUGUAGAAUUUAAUAAGCCUAAGAAUUUCUCCUUUUUUUUACACUGUUAUACUGAAGAUAUCCAAUAAUAAAUAAAAUACUUCUUAACAUAAAUGUGACAUCUAGUGCUGUAUGGUUAUCCUUUUGCACUGCAGUACUGGACUCUACUUUAUAUACCUGCUUCCCUUCAUUAUGGUUUGUUGCUCAUGUUAAGGACCUGGGAUCAUUUACUGACGGAUCAGUAGGACCUGUUAGUUUAAAGCAUAACCCAGAACAACCUAUAAGAAACUCACUUGAACCAUACUGCUUGCUCUUUUGUAUUCAAGAAAACUCAGGUUGACACUCUUCAAUGUUUAAUAAAGGCAAAUGUUUUAAUAGGAUAGUUUGGCAAGGAGAUAUAAAUAGUAAUAAUUCAUAAAAAUGUUCAAAUAAUUUGAGCCUGCCUUCUGUAUGAUAAAUGAGCUGCAUUCACAUAUAUCUGGACAAAAAGCAAAACGAAGUCUUGGACCACACCCAUGUAGGGCUGCAACUAACGAUUAUUUUAAUAACUGAUUCAAUCGGUCGAUUAUUUUUUCGAUGAAUCAGAUUUUAAAAACCCGCAUUUUUCAUUUCCUCCUCUUUAUUCAGAAAUAGAAGACUUGAACUGACAGAGCAAAUAAGCACACAAACACUCGGUUGCCGCUUGAAUAUUCUGUUAAAAUUAUGUUAAAUAAUAAAAAAUGUAAAUGUUUGUCAAAUAGCUUCAGUAAAACAAUAAAUGUACACAAAAAUGCAAUCAUGCUCAUUUUCGUUGUCGAUUUAUCAGAAGUUUGUUUCAAUUAAUGGAGUAAUCGGUUAGACCAUAGAUGGACCAAAUGAAUAUGAAGCAAACGCCUACAGUUAGUGCCAUAUCAGAAAAGAGGCAAAAAGAGGCAAAAAAGCCCAUCACAAGCUGAUAUUUAUGAAUAUCUUGUUUUGGCAUAUUUAUAUAUACACAUAUUUAAAAUUUAAAAAACGAUUACCAAAAUACCGUAGUUGUCGAUUAAUUGGGUAAUCCAUUACACCAGGGGUGUCAAACUGGUGCCAUGGAGGGCCGAGACACUGCAGGUUUUCUUUCCAGCCAGUCACUAAAGCAGGUGAUUUUAAUGAUCAACACUUUCAGUUUGAGGGAAGGAGCUCAUCAAUUAAAUCACCUGCUGAAGAAACUGGUUGGAGAGAAAACCUGCAGCGUCUCAGCCCUCCAGGGCACGAGUUUGACACAUUUGCAUUACACGGAGGCCGUGAAGUGCAAAACAAAUGAACAAAAUGCAACACAAAUUACAAUUACAGCACGUGGAAGGGGAAUGUACCAAAUCCCAGAGUUAUAGGAAGUGAUAACGUUUGGACCAAUCAGCUCUGGUGUGUUGGUGGCCGAGAAGCGCAAAACACUUUCACAAAAAGCAAAACAAAUUUCAAUUACACCACCCAGAAGGAGAUUGUACCCCUGUUAUACCCUCAUUAAAAUAUCUGAUCUGUUCCUUUCGUCCGGUAAGUACCAUUUAACAAGUCCAAUGACCGGCCACAUGGGCAAAAAAAUCACGUCAAGCAGCUCAAGUGUGUGCCACAAAAUGGGGCAAAACAUGAUGCCAUGAUGUCCUCCAUUAACGCCUGUCACAACUCCAAAUGUUACCGCUUCCUCGGAGCUGAUUGGCACUUUUGAAGAUAAGGCCAAAAAAAUCCAAAAAUAAACAUUCACUGCUCAUGGGUAAUCCUAAUCCAGGAAGAAUGACCGGUGAGUGAUCAGGUCAUCACACUUCUCCGGUGUGCGUAAGAUUUUCUAUGCUCUAAAUUAUUUUAUCGGCGUUGGGUCUGGAACCAAUUAACCGCUAGAAACGAGGGACGACUGUAUGUAAUUUCAGAGGAAUAAAGCCGUGAAAAAAUGUACCAUAAAUAGCUUGCUUCUGUACAUGUUUAAUAUAUACAAACACAUAAAUAAAACCAAUCUAUUUUUAAA